UCCACCCUGUCCCCACGGGGUCUGUGCCCCUCACAGGGGUGUCACUGUCCCUGUGUGAUCCACGGCCCCGAUGGGGGGUCCCUGUCCCCGUGGGGUCCAUGGGCUGCCCCCCGCCCGUCCGUGAGGGUCCCGUGUUCCGGCCGAGGCCGUGCCCGGAGCCAGCGCUGGGUUCCCGCUCCUCGCUGUACUUCGCCUCGCUGGACGCCGCCGUGGAGGGGCUGCAGCAGCGGGUGCAGGACGUCCUCCGACGCCUCAACGGCGGCCGCGAAGAAGCGCACACGGAGCUGAGCGGCGUCAGGGACAGCAUCCUGCUGAAGGUCUCGGAGCUGACGGAGCAGCUGGAGGAGCGGCUCUUCCACGGCUACGGCUUCCACAACGGGCUGAUCCAGGAGAGGCUGCAGGCGCUCAGCGAGGUGCUGGAGCGCGUGGAGGGGGUGCAGGCGGAGCUGCGCCGCAUUUGCUGCACCGUGGAGGCAGCUUAUCAGGACCUCUGCCUGCAGCCCGAGGACUGAGGGCACCCCCAGACCGGAGCGAGACCCCCAAACCCACGGGACUGCAGGGCUGUACCAGGCCAAAGGGGGAUUUUGGCCCCAAAGGGCUUUUCUGUUGCUGUUGCUGUCGGUGGUUGGAACAAAUAAAGGGCUGAAGCUGACCCAAAA
This is a messenger RNA of Lonchura striata (white-rumped munia), 659 nucleotides long. The record is from RefSeq and is a predicted model, not a curated record. NCBI's taxonomy places the organism in Eukaryota, Metazoa, Chordata, Aves, Passeriformes, Estrildidae.